Messenger RNA from Drosophila arizonae, 1528 nucleotides. RefSeq names its product thioredoxin domain-containing protein pretaporter (gene prtp). Gene Ontology annotation, cellular component: endoplasmic reticulum. Gene Ontology annotation, molecular function: protein disulfide isomerase activity. Gene Ontology annotation, biological process: protein folding. The record is from RefSeq and is a predicted model, not a curated record. Lineage: Eukaryota; Metazoa; Arthropoda; Insecta; Diptera; Drosophilidae.
CCGCAGACGACCAAUAUUUGGUGUAGUGUAUUUAAUAAGUGCAAAGACGACAGACAAACAUUUUCUACACUCCACAAUGUUGUUUAAAUCAAUUAUACCGCUGGCCAUUUGUGCGCUCACCUUCAGGCCAUUUUUGGCAACCGCAUCAACGGACGAAUCAGCAAAGCCGGCCGAUGAGAAACAAUUCGCCGUUGAACUCGAUCCGGAAACAUUCGACGAGGCAAUCGGAGCCGGCAAUGUCUUUGUGAAAUUUUUUGCGCCAUGGUGUGGCCAUUGCAAGCGUCUGCACCCGCUGUGGGAGCAGCUGGCUGAGAUCAUGAACAUCGAUGAGCCAAAGGUGACCAUUGCCAAGGUGGACUGCACCAAGCACCAGACGCUGUGCGCCGACCAUCAGGUGACCGGCUAUCCGACGCUGCGUCUCUUCAAGCUGGGCGAAAAGGAGUCCGUCAAAUUCAAGGGCACGAGGGAUCUGCCUGCCAUUACGGAUUUCAUUAACCAGGAGCUGAAUACACCAGCCGAGGAGGACCUGAGUGAGCAGCAGCUGCAAGAGGGCGGUGACAAGAAUCCCAAUUUGGGCAAGGUCGUUGACCUGACCGAGGACACGUUUGCCAAGCAUGUGUCCAGCGGCAAUCACUUUGUCAAGUUCUUUGCACCCUGGUGCAGCCAUUGCCAGCGCCUGGCUCCCACCUGGGAGGAGCUGGCCACAGAGCUGAUCAAGGAGCCGGAUGUAACGAUUUCGAAAAUCGAUUGCACACAAUAUCGCAGCAUCUGCCAGGACUUUGAGGUCAAGGGCUACCCCACGCUUCUCUGGAUCGAGGAUGGCAAAAAGAUUGAGAAAUAUGCCGGCUCCCGUGACCUGACCACGCUGAAGAGCUACGUGGAGAAGAUGAUCGGUGCUCCCAGCACCAACAACAACGACCUGGACGAUGCGACCAAAGAAGCGCAAGAUGAGGCCAAGAAGCAAACAGUGCAGCAGCUAAAUGGCAGCGAGGAGUUCGAGAAGGCCAUCGCUGAUGGCAUUGCCUUCGUCAAGUUCUAUGCGCCGUGGUGCGGACAUUGCCAGAAGCUGCAGCCCACCUGGGAGCAGCUGGCCACAGAGACGGUAGGCAUUGUGAUUGCCAAGGUCGAUUGCACCUCGCCGGACAACAAGGAGAUCUGCGUCGACCAGCAGGUCGAGGGCUAUCCGACCCUCUUCCUCUACAAGAACGGCAAGCGUCAAAACGAGUACGAGGGCAGUCGCUCGCUGCCGGAGCUGCAGGCGUACGUCAAGAAGUUCAUUGGCCACGACGAGCUGUAAGCUGUACAUCAGCAUGAACGCCAAAACCAGCUCCAACACCAAUACCAACACCAACAUCAUCUACAUCAAAUGGUGAACAAAUCCAGAUACGGAAUCACAUGCGAAUGUUAUAAACAAAAUGGAAUGCAGUUGCAGCCUCUGUGAGGGAAGUGUAGUCAUCCAUUUAGACAAAAAGAAAGAUAGAAAGAACAUAAAUCAACCAGAAAUAAUAAUUAUAAAAUCUAAUUAAAA